AUGGAUUCAGAACUCACUAACUGUCAGCCACCAAUUAAACUUCUUGCCCUCAAAUCUCCACCUACUUCUGGAGCCCUGGCCGAUAAUCUUCUCUAUAUUGCUGAAAAGUCCGGUGAAUUACUCUCCUUUAAUCUAAUCACCAAAAAGAAGCAAAGGCAUGCUAAAGAAAAGGUCGCUAUAACUGCCAUCAUUGCCAUCCAAGAUUUUGUCCUCUAUGGCACCCGCAAAGGCCAUAUUAAAGCUCUUAUUGAUAAUCGUAUUUGUCGAGUAGCUACCCGACAUACUUCCAGUAUUGUCCAUUUUGCCUUCUUUGAAACGCCCGAAGGCGAAAUAGAUCUAAUCACUGCCUCAGCUGAUAGUCGUAUUUACAUUUGGAAAGUCAUCCUUACUACUAAUUCUGAAAGUCCUACGCCUAGCACUACUACAACUCCCAGUCGUACUCUUUCUCUUGUCUUUAUUAAAGGACUUUACGGUCCAGAUACACCCAUUACGUCCGCAUCACUAGCUAAUCCACCCACUCUCUUUCUCUGUACGGCCGCUCUCUCUGAUACAGUCCGGGCUUUCCGUCUGGAGAAAGAGACGCAACUUCUCUUCAAACUCCCUCAUUCAGACCAGGCCCUACUUACUCUUUUCCUCUCAGCUAAUACUUUUGCCGUUGUUUCAGCUAGUAAUACUCUCUAUCUUUUCAAUACUGAUCAAGUCACUCCCCUUCAUAAACUCAAAGCCAGUGCUUUCCUUCCCACUACUGAGGCCACUCCAGUUCUGCUUAAGUCCUACCACCCCAGUACUAACCCAAGCACGACAAGCACUAAUUCCACCCACUUUAUCCUUGGUUUCUCUACCGGCCAUCUCUUUGCCCUCACCACCACCACCAACCACAAACUCAAAAUCACCGGCCAGUACCAGCACCACGCCAUCCCCAACGACCUCCUCCAAGUCCAAGAAACCGCCACUCAAACCCCCACCAACACCAACUCCAAUCUCUACCUUCUUUCCGGCAAAGAAGAAAGACACCAACGUUUCAUCAUCAACAAAACCUUCACUAAUUCUGUCGACCAAUUCAGCCCCCACCAAUUCACUUCCCACCAACUCAAUACUAAAUAG
Nematocida homosporus is the source of this 1104-nucleotide messenger RNA. RefSeq lists its product as uncharacterized. The transcript has a single exon. Gene Ontology annotation, molecular function: protein binding. NCBI's taxonomy places the organism in Eukaryota, Fungi, Microsporidia. The record is from RefSeq and is a predicted model, not a curated record. Bases 1 to 1104 code for a protein of 367 amino acids.